This is a messenger RNA of Gavia stellata (red-throated loon), 432 nucleotides long. RefSeq names its product synuclein alpha (gene SNCA). Gene Ontology annotation, cellular component: axon terminus; cytoplasm; neuronal cell body. Gene Ontology annotation, biological process: chemical synaptic transmission; synapse organization; synaptic vesicle endocytosis. The record is from RefSeq and is a predicted model, not a curated record. The transcript is spliced from 5 exons. Lineage: Eukaryota; Metazoa; Chordata; Aves; Gaviiformes; Gaviidae. The coding region runs from base 1 to 432 and encodes 143 amino acids. Gene Ontology annotation, molecular function: cuprous ion binding.
AUGGAUGUGUUCAUGAAAGGACUUUCCAAGGCAAAGGAGGGAGUCGUAGCAGCAGCAGAGAAAACCAAGCAGGGUGUGGCAGAGGCGGCAGGAAAGACGAAAGAGGGUGUCCUCUAUGUGGGUUCCAGGACCAAGGAAGGAGUUGUUCAUGGUGUCACAACAGUGGCUGAGAAGACCAAAGAGCAAGUGUCUAAUGUUGGGGGAGCUGUGGUGACAGGAGUGACAGCGGUGGCCCAGAAGACAGUGGAAGGAGCAGGGAACAUUGCUGCAGCCACUGGCUUGGUGAAGAAGGAUCAGUUGGCCAAACAGAAUGAAGAAGGUUUCCUGCAGGAGGGAAUGGUGAAUAACACGGAAGUUUCUGUGGAUCCUGAGAAUGAGGCUUACGAAAUGCCUCCAGAGGAAGAGUAUCAAGACUAUGAACCUGAAGCAUGA